Messenger RNA from Cariama cristata (Red-legged seriema), 1937 nucleotides. Its product is annotated as DDB1- and CUL4-associated factor 5-like. The record is from RefSeq and is a predicted model, not a curated record. Lineage: Eukaryota; Metazoa; Chordata; Aves; Cariamiformes; Cariamidae. The annotation marks the transcript as partial. Gene Ontology annotation, biological process: negative regulation of fatty acid biosynthetic process. Gene Ontology annotation, molecular function: protein binding. The transcript has 2 exons. Gene Ontology annotation, cellular component: Cul4-RING E3 ubiquitin ligase complex; cytoplasm.
GUGGCAUUGGCAGGGUCGUCAAUGGUGCUUUUAUGGUAUUGAAAGGUCAUCGGUCAAUUGUAAACCAAGUCCGGUUUAAUCCUCACACUUACAUGAUCUGUUCUUCUGGUGUUGAAAAGAUUAUAAAGAUCUGGAGUCCUUACAAGCAGCCUGACUGCACAGGGGAUCUGGAUGGUAGGAUUGAGGAUGAUUCACGUUGCCUCUACACUCAUGAAGAGUACAUCAGUCUUGUGUUGAACAGUGGUAGCGGUUUGUCCCAUGAUUAUGCCAACCAGUCAGUCCAGGAAGAUCCACGGAUGAUGGCCUUUUUUGACUCCCUGGUGCGCCGGGAGAUUGAGGGCUGGAGUUCUGACUCAGACAGCGACCUCAGUGAGAGCACAAUCCUGCAGCUCCAUGCAGGAGUAAGCGAACGCUCUGCUUACAGCGAGUCAGAGUCCUCUGCCUCUUUGCAUCACUCCCCACCACAUGCGGCUGAAGAGUCUGAUGAAACUGCCUAUAACUUAAGGGCCUUAAGAUCAACUGAAUCCCCCUCAGCCAGAGAAGACAUGGCUUCCCGUCAGCAGAGGCUCUCUGCACUGAGAAAAUAUCAGGAUAAACGUCUCCUGGCCCUUUCCAAUGAGUCUGACUCUGAUGACAAUACCUGCGAGGCAGAACUAGAUACAGACCUUUUCCCACGGCCACGGUCCCCGAGUCCUGAGGAGAACGAAUCCAGCAGUUCCAGCAGCAGCAGCAGUACAGAAGAUGAAGAGGAACUGAACGAACGACGCACAUCUAUGAGGCAACGCAAUGCACUGAGGCGCCGACAGAAGGUGCAAAAGGAGGAAAGGACUAGCACCAACACGGAGAAUGUGACCCCUUACAUAGGUGAGGACAUCUAUGAUUACCCCCAGAUCAAAGUAGAUGAUCUUUCUUCUUCUCCAGCUUCUUCGCCAGAAAGGAGUUCAGCCAACAAAGAAGUUCUCAAAGAAAGGACGUCUCCUUGUUCAGACAGUGAAUCAGUGGAGAGGAAGAUUUACAAAGCUUACAAAUGGCUUCAUUAUUCUUACAUAUCAUAUUCAGCUGGUAAAGAUGGUGAAUCCUCCAAAGGAGAUGGAGAGAAUGAUGAAGGGAAACCAGGAACUAGUGGAAGGCACAGUACGGCACGCUCGCUAAAUAAGGAAGAUGGUAGGAACUUGAGUUCAGUAGUUCCUCAAGGUUCCCCAGCUCUUUCUGCUGACAGCCACAACAGAGAAACUUUAAAAGAAUGUGGCUUGAUAGAAAGUUCUGCUAAUGGUCAAGCUCAUGAAUGUGACAAUCAGCGGCGGAUGGAGGGUCAAGAAAACACAUCUGAAGACACUAGCAGUGGAGGUAUAGAGCAUUCUUUUGAGACUAAAAAGCUCAAUGGAAAAGCUAACUGCAAAGGGCUAAAUAGUUGUACUGAAGAACCUUGCAUUCAGACUGCAGGACUUGUGGAACAAAAAAAUAGUCAGAACUGCCAACCAGCAUCAAGCCAUCACUCACUGGUCCCUCCGUUCUCCACUGUUGCCAUCUGUAGCAUGUCAGGUCACUGCUCCAGAAACCAGACUGAUGACAGUGAGGAGAGGAGCCUCGACACCUCCUGUGUUAACCACAACAACGGCCACUUGCAUCUUCGCCCUUCAUGCCUCAACAACGGACAGAGUUUUGGAGAGCAGGAGACUCUGACGCAAGGACUACAGGUGCACUCAAAUGCUGAUAAUGGUAACCUUGUACAGAUGGGUGUGACCUUGCACAAAGACUGCUGCCUGUCUGAAAUGGACUCCAACAGCUACAGUGUGAGCACAAGAGAGGAUACUGCCGACUUGCAUCCUACGGGCAAUGAGAGCACUCAGUCUCUCGGAGGACUGAAAAGACACAGAGCGGAGUUGGAAGAUGCAGAUUCAGAGAGUUCAUCCUUAGAAAAGAAGUUAAAAACAUGA